CAUAAAAUUAUGUUUAAUAACUGAGAGAACGACAGUUUACUACGAAUUACUAGUCGUUACAACAGAGGCUGGGAAUUCAUCUUUAGAAAUAAUGGAAAACCGUUACGCUUUAUUUCAUGUCGCAUUAAUGCUAAACGUUCUUAUCUGUGUUUCCUUCACGGGAGUGAUAUGCGCAACGAUGCCGAGUAUUACAACAGUUAUGAAGGUUGAUAGAAAUCUAUCAUGCAAGGCAUCUCAAUUUUUAUAUGAUUUAGAAUAUACAAAACGUUGUGCAUCAUUGCCAUAUCUUAGUGCUUCUUCUUUAAGCUUCAGUUAUCAAAAUUUAGAUACUUUUUUGUGCUUAGGAAUUUACGAUACGGCAUACAAGGUUUGUCAAUAUUCUAAUUCUGUAUUAUUACCUCAAUUUAUGGAGGAAUUUAUUCCUAGUGGAAAUUCAACCCAAGAAAGUAAAUUUUGCAACAGUUUACAAGGAUUCACAUCAUCAUACGAUAAAAUAGAUUUACUUUUGAAAUCAUUAGUUGAACAUCUUAAUAAACCGAAUAAAUGUUCGAUGAUAUGUUUUGGCUUAGAAGAUAAAUUGAAUCAAGUAUGUGCACUAUUUGCUUGGAUUAAGAAAAUUGAUGACAAAGUGAUGAAAAAGGCAAAUGGAAUGGAAAAAGAUCCUGUAACAUCUGAUAAAGAUAAACCAUCUAUAACUCAAUCAAAUGAGACAGUAAAUAAAAUGAGAAUCGAAGCUGAUAAGAUACAAAAGAAAAUAGAAACAAUAGAAACAAAUGAAAAUAAACAGAAUACAAAUUCUGAGAAUAAUAAUAAUGAUGAUGUUGGAAAAGAUAAUUUAAACGUGUCUACAAAUUUAGAACUUGAGAAUGAGAAAGCAAAAUCUGUCACUGAAAAAUCAAUUGAACACAAAAAGAUAUUACCAAUAUUGCCAGACAUACAGACUCAGAAAUCGAUAUCUCCAACCAUUGAAGAAAAUAGGAAUAUUAUUGAUAAUAAAGCUGCAACUGAUGAAAUUACAAAAUUUAAAGACACUCCUACAAAUAGUAAAUCUCAAGUUUCGUCGACAAACAAUCUUGUAGGUAAUGUGCCAAAUAAAGAUGCUGCAAAUCCUGAAGAGGAAAUUUACAAGGAGCAAAAUACUGAUGAUUUAAAAACUAGUACGCUAUCUGAAAAUACACAAGACAAUUAUAACGCCGCAAAUCAAGAAGAUGUAGAAGAUGUAGAGGAUACAAUUCAACAAUCAACAAGGAAUCAAAAUGAAAAUAUACAAGAAGUCUUUGAACAGAAAAAUGUACAGUAUCCUAGUAUAAGAACAGAGGAUGGUCCUCAUUUCUUUACUUAUUUUACUGUGGUCACAGUGGCAUGUAUUGCUGGAUAUAUAGGUUAUCAUAACAAGCAAAAGAUACUUGCUAUUGUAUUAGAGGGUCGAAGAUCCAGAAAUAAUCGUGGUAGACGGCGACCAAGCACGGCUAAUUACCGAAAAUUGGAUUGUACGCUUGAAGAAGCCGUUACAUCGCAAUGUAACGCUAACGUUACUCAUGUCAUUUAUUAACGAGAGUAAUAUGUCACGAAUUUUAUAAUAUCUGUAUUAUAGUAUUGCAAGUGUAAUAUAUAUUUUGUAUUUAAGAGCAUACUUUCUUAGCAUACCAUUUAAUUUUUUAAAUAUUAUUUUAUAUUUUAGCAUCAAUUUGUCACAAAAGCAAAAUUUAUAAUAUAAUAUACGAUGAUAAAAUGUUUGAUGAGGUAUUAGAAAACAUAUAAUUACAUAUUUUUGAUUUA
Molecule: messenger RNA, 1779 nt
Organism: Nylanderia fulva
Lineage: Eukaryota; Metazoa; Arthropoda; Insecta; Hymenoptera; Formicidae
Source: RefSeq, a predicted model, not a curated record